Molecule: messenger RNA, 2804 nt
Organism: Manis javanica (Malayan pangolin)
Lineage: Eukaryota; Metazoa; Chordata; Mammalia; Pholidota; Manidae
Source: RefSeq, a predicted model, not a curated record
GACGCGGACGCGAGUGCGCGCGGCCGCCGGGGUCGCGACUGUGGGCCGGGGACGCGGGCGCAAGUGCGCGGCGCGGCGCGGGACUCUGUGCACGGGCGCCGGGCGGAGGCUCACCCUGUCUGGCAUGCGGGCCGUCCCGUGACUCGCGGCUUUCCGCGCGCCCGACCCCUGGGGCGACGAGCCUCGGUGCCCGGGUGGCACGACCUCCGUGGGGGAAGGAGCAAUGGUGCCCCGUCUGGUGCUCAGGUCGCCCGUGUGGCUCUUCCGGUGGCAGGUGGCCUGCACUCGGGGAGCAUCGGUGCAGCAAAGGACAUGGGCGGGGGCGUCCAGGACCCCCGGGCCAGACAGCACCUUGGCCUGCACAGGCGGCCCCUCCACUUCCCUGGGGACCCCGGAGGUGAUGCUGACCUGUGAGCGCUACUCUGUGAAGCGUCUGCCCUUCUCCGUGGUGUCUGAGCAAGAUCUGGCCGCCUUUGAACGCAUCGUCCCUGGCAGGGUCGUCACAGACCCAGCGGAGCUAGAGGCGGCCAACGUGGACUGGCUGAGAACUGUGCGCGAUACUGUCAUGGGAGGAACCUGGCCGUGAACCCACAGGGCGGCAACACAGGCAUGGUUGGGGGCAGCGUGCCGGUCUUUGAUGAGAUCAUCUUGUCCACCGCGCUCAUGAACCAGGUCAUCGGCUUCCACAGCGUGUCUGGGAUUCUGGUUUGCCAGGCAGGCUGCAUCCUGGAGGAGCUGAGCCGGUAUGUGGAGGACAGGGACUUCAUCAUGCCCCUGGACCUGGGAGCGAAGGGCAGCUGCCACAUCGGGGGGAACGUAGCCACCAAUGCAGGCGGCCUGCGGUUUCUGCGGUAUGGCUCGCUUCGAGGGACCGUCCUGGGCCUGGAAGUGGUGCUCGCCGACGGUACUGUCCUGGACUGCCUGACCUCCCUGCGGAAGGACAACACAGGCUACGACCUGAAGCAGCUCUUCAUCGGGUCGGAGGGCACCCUGGGGGUCAUUACUGCCGUGUCCAUCUUGUGCCCACCCAGGCCCAGGGCUGUGAAUGUGGCCUUCCUUGGUGGGUCUGGGGUGAGGCUCCGGUCAGGCCUGACCAGGUCGCUGCUUGCCCCAUCCUGCGUGUGCCUGAGGCCAUGUGCCCUUGCAGGUUGCCCUGGCUUUCCCGAGGUUCUGCAGACCUUCAGCACCUGCAAGGGGAUGCUGGGCGAGAUCCUGUCAGCAUAUGAGUUCAUGGACGCGGAGUGCAUGCAGCUGGUUGGGCACCACCUGCGCCUUACCAGCCCCGUGCAAGAAAGUCCCUUCUACGUCCUCAUCGAGACCUCAGGCUCUGGAGUGGCACAUGAUGCCGAGAAGCUGAGCAGCUUCCUGGAGCGGGUGCUGGGCUGCGGGCUGGUGACCGACGGGACGGUGGCCACCGACCAUAGCAAAGUCAAGAUGCUGUGGGCCCUGAGGGAGAGGAUCAGCGAGGCCCUGAGCCGUGACGGCUACGUGUACAAGUACGACAUCUCCCUGCCGGUGGAGAGGCUCUACGACCUCGUGACUGAGCUACGCACCCGCCUCGGCCCACAGGCCAAGCACGUGGUGGGCUACGGCCACCUGGGGGAUGGCAACCUGCACCUCAACGUGACGGCAGAGGCCUUCAGCUCGUCGCUGCUGGGCGCCCUGGAGCCCUAUGUGUACGAGUGGACAGCUGGACAGCGGGGCAGUAUCAGUGCCGAGCACGGCCUGGGCUUCAAGAAAAGGGGCGUCUUGGGCUACAGCAAGCCACCCGAGGCCCUGCACCUCAUGCAGCAGCUCAAGGCCCUGCUGGACCCCAAGGGCAUCCUGAACCCCUACAAGACGCUGCCUGCUCAGUCCUGAUGGGGCCUGUUAGGGUCAGCAGGAAACACAGAAGGGCUUUGUCUAGUCUUGGUUUGCCUGUUGGGAUGGGCCUGUAAGGCUGGUGCGGCCUCCAAGGGCCUACAUCUGACAGCCGGCAGCAGACAGUGACCUGCCACCUGGGUGGGAGCCAGGAGCAGGCCCUGUGGAGUCCGGGGCACAUGACAGGAUUCAUCCUGGCUGCACUGCCAGUUCUGGUGGCUGAGUGGGUAGCAGGGCCUGGCAUUGCCCAUCCACUCUUCUUCUGGGCAGGCACCCUCCAUCCCUUUGCAAGCCGGGAUGUCCCCUGGUAGCCAGCUCUAGUGCCCUCUCAGAAGGAGAUCAGGCACAUUCUGCUCUGCUUGUGUUGCCCUGGGUCCCACUUUGUGGGCUGCAGCCCUGGGAGGACACCCCUCGAAGUGAAGCCCCUGGGUGCCCCCCGGCAGAGGUGACAACCGUGUGAACAGCCUGGAUCCAUCCUGGGGUUCUGACCAGCAGAGCCAGGGUCAGUAGGCACUUUACAAAGGCUGUGAUUAGUGACAGCCAGUCACAUUGAGCCCGCAUGACAGGAGUGCCUUGCACCCUGGAAUGUGUUUGUUUCCUGGUGUUCUAGGCGGCCGUCAGCUGGCAAGGCAGCUGUUGAGGGCAGGGGGCUGUCUGUCCUACUUGGGGGUUUGCUGUCGUCUCCACGGAGAUCAGCCUUUCCGGUUCUGCUUCUGCAGCGCCCAGCAGCGUCGGGCGAGGAUCCCUGACGGGCACAAGUGUGGGAUCUGUCCAGGCAGGUGUGCGCACACUGCUUCAGGGAUGUCGGCCCGGAUCGCCCCUGGGGCGGCUGCUGGGGCUCUGUGGAAACAGUCUGCGGCUUGGACAUAUUUUCUCUUUCUGGCUGUCUUCAGCUUCCAGUAAAAAUGGGAAUUAAUCACAACAAUCUCCUUGCUUCUGUUGCU